GUUUCAUAAAUUUCAAGUCUUUAUUUCAUGUAUUUCACUUAAUGUUUUGCACGAAUUAAAAUUGAACUCACGCACUCUUGAAGCUUUAUAAAAUUAAUACAAUUUUUUGCUUAUAGGUAUAACUUUAAUUGCCUCUUUGGUUGGGCAAUAGGCGAGGAUGACAAAAAUUCAUCACGACAUGUGAUUCAAAUUGAUCAAGGUGGCCUGACAUUACCAACUCCAGAAUAUUACAACAACAAAACAGACAUUCAUCGAAAAGUUUUAAAAGGAUAUAUUGAAUAUAUGACCAAAGUUUGUAUUUUGUUGGGUGCCAAUGAAAAUGAUGCAAAAAUACAAAUGGAAAAUAUUAUUGCUUUUGAAAUGGAAUUGGCAAAAAUUUCUACACCAUUUGAAGAUCGUCGUAAUGAAGAAGCCAUGUAUCAUUCUAUGAAACUAUGGGAGUUAGAAAAAUUAGCACCGUUCUUAAAUUGGACUGAGCAUUUCGAUGACGCUAUGAAACUUAUUAAUGGGCAUAUUACACAAAAUGAGGUGGUUGUUGUAUACGCAUCAGAUUUUUUGAAAAAUUUGUCAAAAAUAAUUAAUAAUAUGCAAAAUACUAACGAAGGCAAAAUGUAAGUAAAAAACUUGAUACUGAUAUCGCAUGUAAUACCUAUAACAAAAAUCUAUUACAAAGACCUUAAAAAUUGAUGUCUCUUGAAUUGUAAAAGAA
Messenger RNA from Teleopsis dalmanni, 709 nucleotides. Its product is annotated as neprilysin-3-like. Gene Ontology annotation, biological process: proteolysis. Bases 283 to 615 code for a protein of 110 amino acids. Gene Ontology annotation, molecular function: metalloendopeptidase activity. The record is from RefSeq and is a predicted model, not a curated record. NCBI's taxonomy places the organism in Eukaryota, Metazoa, Arthropoda, Insecta, Diptera, Diopsidae. The transcript has 2 exons.